Molecule: messenger RNA, 1147 nt
Organism: Solanum dulcamara
Lineage: Eukaryota; Viridiplantae; Streptophyta; Magnoliopsida; Solanales; Solanaceae
Exons: 1
Coding region: 115-777 (220 amino acids)
Biological process (GO): protein transport; 'de novo' cotranslational protein folding; protein unfolding
Molecular function (GO): protein folding chaperone; ribosome binding; peptidyl-prolyl cis-trans isomerase activity
Source: RefSeq, a predicted model, not a curated record
UCAAAUGACCUACAUUAUCUUAUCUUUGAAUUUCUAGAGUCUGGACUUCUUCUCACAUUCGCAAGAAAAUUACUACUAGAAUUUAAAAGGUUCUCAUAGUUUCCGACUGAAACCAUGGCAAUGACGAUGACCACUGCAAUGGCAUCGCCAUCUCGCCGGCUUCUUAUCGACUCUCGAUAUAGUGCCGUUAGCACUAUCUCCAAGAAUGUAGCAAUUUACCCAGCAACAGCAGUUACAAAUCAGGGGUUAUUGAAGCAGUGUGUAUUCUCGCAAGGAUGCGUAAGAUCUCUGGUGAAACCAGUAUUGGCUGCUACUUCAGGGCUAGAGGCAGAUUUGGCUGAUGAUGAAUCUUUGAUACGCGUUAAAAAUGCAAAGAUAGCUGUUGAAUCCGAAGACGCUGAGAAGAUACAAGUCAGAGUAGAUGUGAGCGAGGAGGAUACGAAAAUAGUUUUCGAAAAAGUUUUGACAAAUUUAGCAAAAUCAGCGCCACCUGUUCCAGGCUUCCGCAGGGAAAAAGGAGGAAAAACAUCUAAGGUUCCUAGGGACUUUCUCCUGCAGAUACUUGGUGAAGAUCGAGUUACCAAUUUCGUAAUACGAGAAAUUGUUACCUCAACUCUUGCUGAUUAUGUGAAGAAGGAGAAUUUGGCAGUGAAGGAUAACAAGAUAAGCACCACACAAACUGCGGAUCAACUCAGGUCAUCGUUUGCUCCAGGAACUGAAUUUGGAUUCAAUGCCACCUUAGAGCUUGAAAAAUCAAAAACUGAAGCCACCACUUAAACACACUGAAGAAGAUGUGAACUUUUCUCACUGUUUAAUAUCUUAGAAUGACUUGUUAGAAUAGAAUCAGUAGUUCCUGAGGUCAAUAGACUGAAGGAUCCUAAAAUCUAUUACUGUUUGGCAUACUACUGGUUAAACUUGAAAUUGAAUCAUGAUUUUCAGCUCUCUAUUGAAAUUGAAUUUAUGUUUUCAGCUGGCAUUUCUUGGAGCAAUAUCAAGCUUUUUUGGCCAGUUUACCAGCUGAGCAAUUACUUUCGUGGAAACUAGCCUCUGAAUUUCAAUUACUCUAUCUUCUUACUGAAACAAAGAUAAAAAUCUUCCAUUUGUUUGCUUACAUUUAAGAUAUAUCUUAUCAUCUGUUUUUUUGGCA